Doryrhamphus excisus (bluestripe pipefish) is the source of this 4434-nucleotide messenger RNA. It is a transcript of the gene has1, whose product is annotated as hyaluronan synthase 1. Gene Ontology annotation, cellular component: plasma membrane. NCBI's taxonomy places the organism in Eukaryota, Metazoa, Chordata, Actinopteri, Syngnathiformes, Syngnathidae. Gene Ontology annotation, biological process: hyaluronan biosynthetic process; extracellular matrix assembly; polysaccharide biosynthetic process. The record is from RefSeq and is a predicted model, not a curated record. Gene Ontology annotation, molecular function: hyaluronan synthase activity.
CUGAGUCAGUGGGGGCGCCACUCAUUCAUCAUCCCUGCACAGAAAAAAACAAACAAAAUCACAUCAACCUGGAGCUUAUAAAGACAGGCACUGCUCAGCUGGUCGCCACACAGGACCCUCACAUUUUACACUCGAUGCGUCGCAAGCACAGCAUCAGGUGAAGACACACAAUGGAGCUGAAACCUCUCCUCAAAAAGCUCCUGUCGAUACUCCGGGCCAUCUUCACGUUCGUGUUUGCGUUGGCCGUUCUGGGUGUGAUGGUGUGGGCCUACGUUGAAGGUCAGCAGCUGGUGACUUCCUUGUACGGAAUCAUCUCCUUCGGCAUUUACGGUCUCCUGUUGUCGCUCCACGUGCUCGUCCAGAGCUUCUUCGCUUUCAUCGAGCACCGACGAAUGAAAGCUCGAAAAUCUCCGUGCACCUUCACCAAGACCAUUGGCUUCACCAUCUCCGCCUACCAGGAGGACCCCGUCUACCUCAGAGAGUGCCUCAACUCCGUCCGGGCCCUCCAGUAUCCAUCUGAGCUGCUUCGUAUCGUCAUGGUGGUGGACGGGAAUUCCGAAGACGACCGCUACAUGAUGGAGAUGUUCAGAGAGGUGUUUGCAGACCAGGACCCUGGUUUUUACGUGUGGUACAACAACUACCACACUUGGGAUCCAACCGAGGUCCAGGACACAGCUUCUGUGGGCUCAGGAGUGGAAGCGGACUACGUUAUAGGAGGGGAGGACCCCCAGCGUAGCGAAGUAGAGCACCUGAUCAAGACCAAGAACUGUGUGUGCAUCAUGCAGAAGUGGGGGGGGAAACGGGAGGUCAUGUACACCGCGUUCAAAGCCCUCGGAGAUUCAGUCGACUACAUUCAGGUAUGCGACUCGGACACCAAGCUGGACCCCAUGGCCACGGUGGAGCUGUGCAAGGUGCUGGAGAGCAACCCCAAGUAUGGUGCAGUCGGCGGGGAUGUGAUGAUCCUCAACAUGAAGGACUCCUACAUCAGCUUCAUGAGCAGCCUUCGCUACUGGAUGGCCUUCAACAUAGAAAGAGCUUGUCAGUCCUUCUUCGACUGUGUCUCCUGCAUUAGUGGACCUUUGGGGCUCUACAGGAACGAUCUCCUUCAGGCGUUUCUGGAAUCUUGGUACAAUCAGAAGUUUCUGGGGACUCACUGCACUUUUGGAGAUGACAGACAUCUGACCAAUCGUAUGCUGAGCAUGGGAUACGCCACAAAAUACACAGCUCGUUCCAAAUGCUACACGGAGACGCCGGCUCAGUUCUUGCGUUGGCUCAACCAGCAGACCCGUUGGACCAAGUCCUACUUCCGCGAAUGGCUCUUCAACGCCAUGUGGUGGCAUAAACACCAUUUAUGGAUGACGUACGAAUCCAUCGUUUCCGGCGUGUUCCCUUUCUUCGUCACAGCCACCAUCAUCCAGGUAUUUUGGACAGGCUCGCUGUGGGACAUCCUUUGGGUCCUGUGCUGCAUCCAACUGAUCGGGCUGGUGAAAGCCGCCUACGCUUGCAUCCUGCGCAGGAACGCGGUGAUGGUGUUCAUGUCUCUGUACUCCGCUUUGUACAUGACUAGCUUGCUGCCCGCUAAGUACUUUGCCAUCUUAACCAUGAACAAAAGCAGCUGGGGGACGUCGGGGCGGAAGAAGAUCGUGGGCAACUACAUGCCUCUUUUGCCUUUGUCAGUGUGGACAGCGCUUCUAUUAGCCGGAAUGGCUUACACCAUCUUCAGAGAGAGCAGAGAAGAAUGGUUCACUCCAGCUAAGAGACUUGAAACUCAAUUUCUUAUCUUCGGCUGUGUGGCUUAUUUGUGUUACUGGUUGCUGAUGAUGGUUUUAUACUGGGCGUGGUUCCGUAGGUUGUGUCGGCCGCGUUCAAAAAGUUACUCGUUACGAGUGUAGGUCCACGGUGUCCAUACAAGUAUAAUUUAUUAUAUUGUUUUAAAUAUUUUUGACAUUUAUUUAUUUAUUUCCUCUCCAAUCUCAGGGCAAUGAAAGGGUGUUGCAUGCAGCUGCUAAAAAAAAACAACAAAAAAAACAUGAAGACAUUCACGAUAUCAGCAAGUUUGACAUGGAGAUGUUGCACAUUAAGUGAAACUGUACUGAGGGCUUUAAAGCCUAUGCACUUCUUAGGUUUCUCUUAUUGAACACAAUUGGGUAUUGGAUCUUGUAUUGAAUGUAUUUAUGUGUUUGUAAAUGUGUACAUAGCAGAGAUGGGCACUUCAGUCACAACACAUAUUUGAGAUUCGACACAUGACUUGGACUCACCGCAGAGCGUCGGCGUCAUUAAGUCUCUUACUCCCCAUCCACUGACCUGUCGGUUGCAACCACCGACCUUAAAAAAACCACCAGGAGCACGGUUCGUUAUUAUCAUGUCGGGCUACACAGAGUUCAGUCGAGGUCAAACAGGAAGCUGUUGAAUGCAUCUUCGGGGGCGAGAUAAAGGAUGCUGGCUCAAACAUGUCAAACUUAGAUAAGCUUCGUUUAAUUAGCUUCUUUGGCCUGCUGUAUUUUUAGAGUUGCGUUCAACGUACAGUUUGGCACAGUUAGAAAUACGCCUUCAAGGGGAGGCGCAGCAGAAAAAUAACAAAAAUCAUCCUUGCUUAGACGGUGGUCGAGUGGUUAGCGCGCAGACCUCACAGCUAAGAGACAAGGGUUCAAUUCCACCCUUGGCUAUUUCUGUGUGGAGUUUGCAUGUUCUCUCUCCGGGUACUCCGGUUUCCUAACACAUUCCAAAAACAUGCUAGGUUAAUUAGCGACUCAAAAUUGUCCAUAGGUAUGAAUGUGAGUGUGAAUGGUUGUUUGUCUAUAUGUGCCCUAUGAUUGGCUGGCCACCAGUGCAGGGUGUACAAAGGGUGUAUGAAUAAAUUAUUGUAAAAUGUACAUCUGCCAUUGUGUGGCCAUUUUUUUUUUCAUCUUAAAACUAAACCAAACAUGCUCUCUUCUAUUGUGGAGUUGCAUCAUCAACUAACUUGUCAAAAAAAAAAUUAAAAGAUCAGCAAGCCGUUCCAGUAGAAAAAAAUACGUAUAACUACGUCUUUGGUCGGGCAUGAGUUUAUAAUUUCGGUCAAUAUACCAGAAUCUUUCAUCUUUAGUCCCUAGUCCUAAUCCAAUUUAAGUAUAUUUAAUUUAAUCGACAGCUGGCAUAGGCUCCAGCACCCCUGCGACCCUCGUGAGGAAAAAGCAGUAGAAAAUGAAUGAAUGAAUGAAUGAAUGAACAUCUGCCACCGUGUGGCCAUUUUUUUUCAUCUUAAAACUAAACCAAACAUGCUCUCUUCUAUUGUGGAGUUGCAUCAUCAACCGUCUUGUCAAAAAAAAAAAAAAAAAGUAAAAGAUCAGCAAGCAGUCGGGUAGAAAAAAAAUACGUAUAACUACACCUUUGGUCGGGCAUGAGUUCAUAAUUUCGGUCAAUAUACCAGAAUCUUUCAUCUUUAGUCCCUAGUCCUAAUCCAAUUUAAGUAUAUUUAAUUUAAUCGACAGCUGGGAUAGGCUCCAGCACCCCCGCGAAAAGCAGUAGAAAAGGAAUGAAUGAAUCAAUGAAUCCUUGCUUAGCUUAACUAAUGCAAAUAGCAAAAUUACUUCAUUUUUAGUGAGAAAACUUGACAAAAAUAUUCCCAAGAGUAUUUUCUGAAAGGAGGGGGACCAUCAACAUUAUUAUAAUAUAAAGUAACUGUUCCGGAUGUAUUAAUAUUAAACUAUUAAAAUGGAACGGCGCCGGCAAAGAAGGGCAAAGUAUGAUAAAAGUUCAAAAACCGCUGCUAUUGAGCAAGUGCAGGUGGACAAGACUUAAGACUAACACUUGGACUUUAACCAAAUACCUGAGCCUUGACUAUAGGACUUUCAUCUCAGAGAUCUGUGACCUGAGCUUAAUGACUUGAGACGAGUAGAAAAUGACUUGUGCACAUAUCAGGUAUACAAAUAUAAGAACCAAUUUUUUUUUUUUUAAACUGCCUCUGUGUCAGUUUUGUGACUUUUACACCCUUUUGUUGUUGCACUGGAGUUUUCGACGGCACUUUUCUGCACGGUUGCACACUUGAAAAACGAAAAGUGAAGGAAUGGGAAUUCCCGAAUAAAGUAUGCACAAAAUGAAUGUUUCAAAUGACCCUUGCUUUGGAAUCACACUUGUAAAAAAAAUAAAAAAUAAAUAAAUUGUGGUAUGAGGGAUAUGUGAAAUUCAGUCCACGUUGUUCCCAGAGACCUUCAUUGACAUUUCUCCGAGCCAUAACAUUGAGUUCCUGAUAAGAGACGACUCCCACACUCUCAGGGAGAAACACUGUUUUUUUUUUGGUAUUUGUUGCUCCUUUGUUCAUGGAAGUUCAUGUAUCAGGUGUGCAACUAAGUUCUGCAUGAAAUAAAGAUUUUUAGACGCUUUCAGGCUUCUCUUAAUAGAUCUGAUAUACACACAUGAAUACGGUCUACGGUGAUGCUCAUGCUCCUGUUUGGA